Acytostelium subglobosum LB1 is the source of this 261-nucleotide messenger RNA. RefSeq lists its product as hypothetical. The transcript is spliced from 2 exons. NCBI's taxonomy places the organism in Eukaryota, Evosea, Eumycetozoa, Acytosteliales, Acytosteliaceae. The record is from RefSeq and is a predicted model, not a curated record. Bases 1 to 261 code for a protein of 86 amino acids.
AUGAACUCAUAUAACAAUGGAGGUGGAGGCAAUGGUGGUGGAUACGGAGGUGGAUACAGCGGUGCAAGCACCAAACCAAGUAUAAAUACACCUUACCUCUCAGAAGAUGCAAAGAAGAAGCUGUUGUUUGGUGAUGACAAUGGAGAGAGAGCAGGUGGUGCAAGAAGAUGGGGAGGAGCAAAGGAAUCAGAGUACACAAGUCAAUUGAACAAUCAACAACUGAUGGAUAAACAGAAUGAUGUUAUGCAAGGUUGGUAUUGA